UGAAGCGGGCAUCUCUCUCUCUCUCCCUCUCUCUCUCUCUCUCUCUCUCUCUGUCUCUCUCUCCCCCUCUCUCCCCCUCUCUCUCGUGUGUGAGAGUGUGUAUUUCUUUCCUCUCCUCGUUCGUUUUGCCUUAUUUCUGCCGCCGACAAGCAUGCAGGUGUCUGUGGCGCUCCUCGUCUCCAGCUCGGCGCUCCUGCUGCUCCAGGGAUGCUGCACCGGCGUGAAAGGAUGGAAGGGACUAAAAAACGAUGCCACGGAGAUUUUACCGGAGUACAGAGAAAAUACUGGGACACCUCAGGAGGCAGUAAUACAGGCGACCAACGGCAGCCAUGGCAACAACAACAACAGCAACAACAACAACAACAACAACAACAACACCAUGAAUAACAGGGCGAAAAACGGCGGAAGAGCAGCGAACACAGCCUCCUACAGUGCCUCAGAGCUGAGCUGCAGGGAGCUGCGUUCCACCCGUUACAUCACGGACGGAUCUUGCCGCAGUACCAAACCCGUCAAGGAGCUGCUGUGCUCAGGCCAGUGCAUGCCCGCGCACCUCAUGCCCAAUUCCAUCGCCCGCGGCAAGUGGUGGAGGAGUAACGCUUCGGACUACCGCUGCAUCCCCGCCCACUCCCGGACAAGGAGGGUCCAGCUGCAGUGUCCCAACGGCAACACUCGGACUUACAAAAUCCGCGUGGUCACCUCCUGCAAAUGCAAACGCUUCAGGCCCCACCACAACCAAUCAGAGGCCAAGGAGGUCCCGAAGCGGCAACGCAACAAUAAGCACAGUCGUUUGUCUCAAGACCGGAGCAAGAACAACACGCCGCUGACUGGCAACUCGUACUGAUGCUCCUCUUCGGCAUCCAGGGACAGACACCAAAGCACACUCAUACACGGGCACACGUUACACAACACACCAACCAACUUAUCUCCUUCCAGUUGGGAGGAGAUACAAAAAGAAAUUUCAAAGAGAGCGAAUUAUAAGCUAAUUGCUGGGCUGGUUUUUAAGUCAUCAGUCUUUGUUUUUCAGCCACGUGUCAGCAUAUUUGUGAACUUUGCUUAUUUGCAUAAGAGAGCGAGUCAGUGCUAGGGCUUGCCAAACCUGUGACUGGUCAGGAACGUGGGUAUGCCUGCACUCGCACAGAUUUCAUUUAAGCAUAAUGAGAAGUCCUCCCCGAGGCUUCAGGCCCAUCUGUACAAACAUCCGGCGGAAGCAGAGCUGCAAUGCACCACAGCCCUGUUUGAAGCUGAAAAGGUGUACCUUCGCUCCAAGGUGGUUGUAAUCUGUCUCCUUUUGGCUUUGUGUGGAGGAGAUGGUGGCAGCUCUGGGGGCUCUGGGAUGUCGACAGGAUUUCGAGAGGCCCCGGCCUGUUCGGCGGUCUCACUCGCCACGACAGCCCGUCAGCGGGCCUGUCUAUUACAGUACCGCCUUUCCCACGAGCAGAUAGAGAGAGUCAGAAGAGGCAGAGAAAAGAAAAUGAGGGGAGAAAGCAGUUUUGUCAGGACUGACACCACAGGGGCACUGGGCUGUCCGGUGACUCCUCUUAAUUACUAAAUGAGCCCAUUCCUGUGUUAUUUGAGUCAUAAAAAGCCAUUUCCUCUAGACGUAGCCAGUUCCUGUUUGCUGGAAUCACACACAGGAAAGUGCACAUGUGUGUACGAGGCAUCAGAAAGUUGUGCGUGGUUGUGUUGUUACCUUGGGGCAGAGCAUUCUCCAGCACGCCCACACCGGAAAGCUUUUGUAAGCAGCGUUCAAACAUCCACAGCCAAAAUCUGCCUGUUGUGCUAGCCUGCAGGAUUCAAGACACCCCCACUCCCAUUCACUCUCUGCUCCCAUUCUGUAAAUAGCUCGAACAGGAAAGAUGGGAAUAAAAACAACAUGAUGCAAACAAUAAUUCAGUUUUUAUCAUUAUAUUGACUGAGAGGAUCCGGCAGGAAGAGGAAGUGGCGAUACCCAGACUCCACCAAGAAUAUUCUCAAUGUUUCCACAUAUUGUCAGCACCCCGUUGUUUUUCUGCUCACAUCGCUUCCUGGUUUUGGUUGUCUAAACUCUACUGACAAUGCUCGCUUCUUUUUCUCAACUGUAUGUUUGAAAUAGCAACUGGAGGGGGGGUUUGUCCUGUAAACUGAGAGCUGUGACUGUUCAUAUCAUACCUGUGUGGUCUUCUGCAGUGGUGCCCCCACCUGACCGGGGGGUAAAGUGAAGCAGGGGGGGAGGGCUGUUUCCUACAGACACAAAGAAGGACAUAAAGAAUGAACUGCAUAUUUAUUUUUUAUUUCCCCAUUUAAAUUAUUUAUGCGACCUUUUGUAGUAAAUGAUAUCCAUUAUUGUCAUAUAGUACGAUAGAGACUUUGGAAAUGAAAUAUUGUACAGUACAUGAAUAAAGUAAAGGCAGAUAUAUUUCAAAGAGCUGGCUUAUUUCUUAUUAUUCUCAUUUGAAUGUGUUGCUGGUGACACUUUAACCCCCCAAGUAGAAUUUAUAAGCAAUAUAAAAACUGGCUUGUUACACACUAUAUUAUAGUUGUAAGCAGAUAUAAGAGUUUGUUCAUGCAUAACCAGCUCUAAUGGACCUCCUGAGUGGAGUA
Messenger RNA from Chelmon rostratus (copperband butterflyfish), 2580 nucleotides. It is a transcript of the gene sost, whose product is annotated as sclerostin. Gene Ontology annotation, biological process: negative regulation of Wnt signaling pathway; negative regulation of BMP signaling pathway; ossification. NCBI's taxonomy places the organism in Eukaryota, Metazoa, Chordata, Actinopteri, Chaetodontiformes, Chaetodontidae. The record is from RefSeq and is a predicted model, not a curated record. The transcript has 2 exons. Gene Ontology annotation, molecular function: BMP binding. Bases 152 to 841 code for a protein of 229 amino acids.